This is a messenger RNA of Lecanosticta acicola, 3248 nucleotides long. Lineage: Eukaryota; Fungi; Ascomycota; Dothideomycetes; Mycosphaerellales; Mycosphaerellaceae. The record is from the annotation of a GenBank genome assembly.
AUGACGGAAAUCUGCGACACCAAUUCCGUUUACGCGAAGACUAGAAGACUGCCCGACACUCUCGAGGAGCUUUCGAGAGAUUACCCCGACCAAACAUUGCUCCUUGUACCAAAUGAUGAGGAUCUUAAACAUGGAUGGCGAAGCAUCACAUAUCGCCAUCUCGCGAACGCUGUAGAUGGCAUGUGUCGAUGGAUUGAGGCUGAGUUCGGCGCUGGCCAGAGGAACAUCGACGUGGCAGCGUACAUGGGGUAUGUAUACCACAUAAUUCGCUGCGACCAGAGCGCCAGUGCUGACAUUCAUGAAGUAUCAAUGACUCGAGAUAUUUAGUCACCGAGAUCGCUCUCAUGAAGGCAGGAUACAAGGUUCGUUUACAGCACUUGAUGGGUACUGGCGUGCCUGCUAACAAUUUACAGGCCUUGCUACCGUCGCCCCGUAACUCCCAGGAGGGACAGGCUUCGCUCUUCAAGACAACAAAAUGCAACAUCCUCAUACACAGUCAAGGAGUGGAUACCCAUAUCGACAGCAUCAAAUCCGCACUUCCAGAUGUGCGAACCAAACAGAUUCCUUCAUUUGAGGAGCUGGAGCAGCAAGGCCGAGACGCCGAUCAUCCUUACCAAGGACCACCCGGCGAUCGGGAUGACAAUGAAGUCCUCAUAUUGCACACGAGUGGAAGCACUGGUCUUCCAAAGCCCAUAUACCAUACCCAUACGAGCAUUAGUACGGUCACUGCAGCCAAGGCCCUGUACAAGCCGCAGGGACGGCGCAAUGUUCAAGACCCAUACCUGGAGUCCGACAGGCUGCUUCUGACCACCGCACCCUUCUUUCACAUGAUGGGCCAAGCCAUUUUGUGGCGCACGAUCCAUUGCCGUGCACCUCUCGUAGCUCCGCCGCCAGAGAAGCCAGUGAUGGCGGACCUUGUCAUCGAGGUCAUUAAGCAGACCAAGCCUUCAUGUGCCAUCUUCCCUCCGUCAGUUCUGGAGGAGAUUGCCGAAGCACCGAGAGGCAUGGAGGCCUUGGGAACACUCGAAUACUGUUUCUACGGAGGUGGACCACUGGCUCUUGGCAUCGGGAACAAGGUUACGCACGUCACUCACCUCCUUCCAGUAAUUGGUUCAACGGAGGCUGGUCUGAUGCCAUGUCGGAUGCCGGAAGACAGACAUGAAUGGAGGGCGUUUGAAUGGGCACCAGGCUCAGGUAUCGACAUGGAGCCAGAGCAAGACAGCGAUGCGCUGUACGAGUGUGUCAUUAAGCCGGCCGAUCGCAGGUUCCAAGGAAUCUUCCAUACAUUUCCGGGGAUCUCGGAAUGGCGCACCAAGGACUUGUUCGAGCGUCACCCCAACAACAAGAACCUGUGGUUCUACAAAGGUCGGAAGGAUGAUGUGCUUGUUUUGAGCAACGGCGAAAAGUUCAACCCGGUCGGAUUUGAAAAGACGCUGGAAAGCAACGCACUGAUCAAAGGAGCAUUGGUUGUGGGCCAAGCACGCUUCCAGACCGGUCUGAUUAUUGAGCCCGAAUGGUCGCUUGUCCCGCACGGCACAGGACCCGAGCAGCUGCUUGAUGAAUUCUGGCCACUGAUCGAAGAAGCAAACGCGGCAAGUCCAGCGCACGGCAGAGUGUGGCGAUCGAAGGUGGCCAUUGCGAAGCGGGACAAGCCCUUCAAACGGUCACCGAAAGGGUCUAUCAACCGACGACAAACCACGGAUUUGUACAAACCCGAGAUAGAUGCCAUCUACGCCAACGAAGCUAGCGACGAUGACCUCGGCCGACUACAGCCUGAUGCCGAUCUCGACACCGCUCUCACAUUUGUACGGAACGUAUUCAAAGCGAAGGGGGUUGAGAUUCCAGACUCGGCAAGCGACGACCAAGAUCUCUUCAGCUUCGGUAUGGAUUCUCUGCAAGUGCUCGCUCUGUCUUCAACAUUGAGUCAUGCGACUGGCACGACUGUUGCUCCAAGAGACAUCUAUGGCCACCCAUCCAUUGCAGCGCUCGCAGGCCUUCUCCGAGGCCCUCAGUCUGGCGAUGCUACACCUGCGCUGAGCAGAGAAGAAGCGAUGGCGAAGAUGGUUGAGAAGUACACCCAUGACUUGUCAUCACGACGUGCUUCUGGCCCGAAGGAGAGGGCCGAGCGGCACACCUACAUCGUAACAGGAACAACCGGAUCACUGGGAAAUUACAUCCUUCAGGACCUAUUAGUCUCACCUCAAGUCGGACACGUGUACUGCCUCAACCGCUCAGCAGACGCCGAGGCUCGCCAACGACAAAGCUUCCAGGACCGCGGGCUGUCCGCCGACUUCUCCAAAGCCACUUUCUUGCAGGCCGACUUUGGCCAAGACCGCUUUGGCCUUUCCCACGAGAUCUACGAGCGACUCCUCCGCUCGGUCGACAUCUUCAUUCACAGCGCUUGGGCGGUCAACUUCAACAAGACGCUCCAGACAUAUGAGGGUGUACAUGUUGCAGGUACACGUCGAUGCGUCGACUUCAGUCUUGAUUCCAAGUACAGAACACAGAUUGUAUUCAUCUCCUCGAUCGCCAGCGUUGGGGCAUACCCGGUCUCCCAUCCCGAGGAUAAAGAGGUACCCGAGCAAAUCUUCGAAGAUCACAGUGUGCCUCUCCCGCAAGGCUACGGAGAAUCAAAGCAUGUAGCAUCACUCAUCUUGGCUAAUGCUGCCAGAGACGCUGGCGUGCCAGCCACCGUGAUCCGUGCUGGACAAUUGGCUGGCCCCAAAGGCGACGGGGCGCCCUGGAAUCGACACGAAUGGCUGCCAAGUAUUGUCAUCUCCUCCAAGGCUCUCGGCAUGGUGCCUCAACGACUGGGCAACCAAGACGUUGUUGACUGGGUGCCUAUGGACCUCGCUGCGAAGUCUGUCGUCGACAUUGCAGAAACGAGAGCUCAGCAGGAUGAAGCUCUGGCUGUCGCGCACCUCGUGAAUCCGCACACUGUGAGCUGGAGCGACCUGGUUCCUCAUGUCGAAGACUCAUUGGCACAAGAGACCGGGAAGGAGAUACAGGUAGUGUCAUUCAGAACCUGGCUGGAUGAGUUGAAGAAGGCGCCUCAGACUCCCGAGGAAAUUGAGAAGAAGCCGGGAAUCAAGUUGAUCGAUUUCUACGAAGGCUUGUUGACCGAGGGCGGAGGACUGCCGCCUCUUGCAACCAAAGAGACACAGAAGAUGAGCGAGACUGUCAGGACCAUGGAGGCCGUGGAUGCUCCUGUGAUGAGGAAGUGGUUGACACAAUGGCGGGGAGCUUGA